AUGCAUCUAGCAAUCAAACCAGCGAGGAAGACGACGAAGGCGGCGGUGCACGCCCGGUCAGCAAGCCUGCCGCACGAGGGUUCACAUCCGGUCAUCGCCUACCUGGGCGACAGCAUCCGCACUCUCAGGUCAUGGUCGGCUGGAGCAGCAUGUUGGGCCUCCGGCAUUGCCCUCGUCGAUGCCGUCCUGGCAGCGCUCGGCGACCUCCUGGCGCUGCCGCAGGCUGUGGAAGCCCUCCACGAGACGGCUGCCUGUGAUCAACUCCUCGACAUGUUCCUUGUGCUCGCCGACGCUUAUGGUUCAUUCCAGUCGGCGCUUAUCACGCUCAAGCAGAGCGUGGCAGAGCUGCAGGCUGGCACUAGGUGCGGUGACGGCGUGGUGGUCGCUGCAUCGCUCCGUGCACACAGGCGGACAGAGAAGGAGCUGUCCCGCCUCGUCGCCACAAUGCGACACCCCACCAUGAGGCCUGUGGAUACAAUGGGCAAUGAGGUGAUCAGCAUUGUGGCAGAAGUGGCUGCGGCCAUUGCAGAAGCGUCGGAGGCCAUCUUCUUGGAACUCGUGCCCGUAGCCCAGACCUCAAACAAGUGGCUGUCCAGGCUGAGCAUCAGACCCAGUGCCAAGAAGGGAGCGACCGAGACAGUGAUGUCGGCAUUGGAGAGGUUGGAGAAGCUAGAGGAAUGCAUUGAUGUGCUGGAGACCGGGAGCGAGAAUGUUUUCAGGAGACUGCUGCAGUUUAGAGUUUCACUUCUGAACAUCCACUCCCUUCUAACUCUGUAG
Molecule: messenger RNA, 777 nt
Organism: Lolium rigidum
Lineage: Eukaryota; Viridiplantae; Streptophyta; Magnoliopsida; Poales; Poaceae
Exons: 1
Coding region: 1-777 (258 amino acids)
Biological process (GO): shoot system development; root development
Source: RefSeq, a predicted model, not a curated record